Messenger RNA from Phlebotomus papatasi, 631 nucleotides. RefSeq names its product ubiquitin-40S ribosomal protein S27a (gene RpS27A). The coding region runs from base 101 to 568 and encodes 155 amino acids. Gene Ontology annotation, biological process: translation; modification-dependent protein catabolic process; protein ubiquitination. The transcript is spliced from 3 exons. NCBI's taxonomy places the organism in Eukaryota, Metazoa, Arthropoda, Insecta, Diptera, Psychodidae. Gene Ontology annotation, cellular component: cytoplasm; ribosome; nucleus. The record is from RefSeq and is a predicted model, not a curated record. Gene Ontology annotation, molecular function: protein tag activity; structural constituent of ribosome; ubiquitin protein ligase binding.
UCGCAAGAAAGUUCACUCUUGUCGAAAUAGGGUUGCAUAUGGUAAUACUAUUUCCUAUUGUCAAUUGAACUUCCUUUUCUUCGUGCUUCACACAAGCAAGAUGCAAAUCUUCGUGAAAACACUUACGGGAAAAACAAUCACCCUCGAGGUGGAGCCUUCUGAUACCAUCGAAAAUGUUAAAGCUAAGAUUCAGGAUAAAGAGGGCAUCCCACCAGAUCAGCAACGUUUAAUUUUUGCUGGAAAGCAAUUAGAAGAUGGACGUACCCUUUCUGAUUACAAUAUUCAGAAAGAGUCAACACUGCAUCUUGUUCUUCGCCUUCGUGGUGGCGCUAAGAAGCGUAAGAAGAAGAAUUAUUCAACACCCAAAAAGAUUAAACACAAGCGCAAGAAGGUCAAGUUGGCUGUUCUCAAAUAUUAUAAGGUCGAUGAGAAUGGCAAGAUUCAUCGUUUGAGGCGCGAAUGUCCUGGGGAAAACUGCGGCGCGGGUGUUUUUAUGGCUGCCCAUGAGGAUCGUCAUUACUGUGGCAAAUGCAGUCUUACAUUUGUCUUCAAACAAGAUGAAAAGUGAGAUUAAAGACACAGAGAAACAUGUGUUUGUAAAAUGCACAAUAAAUGGUGUCUAAAAAACAAA